AUGCGCAGCCUUCCCAGGCCCAUUCACCCCAAGGCUGAGGCAAAGCCGAAAUCAAAGAUAUCGGCCUCCCGUAAGCUUUCUCUGAAGAUCCUGCUCCUGACCAGGGCCAAGGAGGAUCUGGAGAAGGAGAAGAUGGAGAGGGAUGAGGAGAAGGUGCGGUACCUGAGCGAGAAACUGCCCCCACUCCAGAUGUCAGGCAUGUCACUGGAGGAGCUACAGAAACUCUGCAGGCAGCUUCAUGAAAAAAUUGACGUUGUGGAUGAAGAGCGUUACGACUGCGAGGCAAAAGUGAUCAAGAACAAUCAAGACAUCCACGAGCUGAAGCUGAAGGUUCAGGACCUGGGUGGAAAGUUCAAGAAACCAGCUCUUCGCAAAGUUCGUGUCUCAGCUGAUGAGAUGAUGCGUGCCCUGCUGGGCUCCAAGCACAAGGGUUCCAUGGACCUGCGAGCCAAUCUCAAGUCUGUCAAGAAGGAAGAUAUUAAGCAGGAGAAGGUGCUCACCACCGAGGUUGGCGAUUGGCGUAAAAACGUGGAGGCCAUGUCUGGCAUGGAGGGCAGGAAGAAGAUGUUUGAUGCUGCUGGUGGAGCCCAGUGA
This is a messenger RNA of Scleropages formosus (Asian bonytongue), 594 nucleotides long. RefSeq names its product troponin I, slow skeletal muscle-like. The record is from RefSeq and is a predicted model, not a curated record. Gene Ontology annotation, cellular component: troponin complex. The transcript is spliced from 6 exons. The coding region runs from base 1 to 594 and encodes 197 amino acids. Gene Ontology annotation, biological process: skeletal muscle contraction; cardiac muscle contraction. NCBI's taxonomy places the organism in Eukaryota, Metazoa, Chordata, Actinopteri, Osteoglossiformes, Osteoglossidae.